AUGGAGGUGUCGACCAUGUUGUUUUUUUCUCGGCAGGUUGGGCAUGCUCUGGCACCAAUGGCAGCCCCGCACGGAAUGCCAAUUCUCCAAUGCCCUCCAGGACAAGCGCCCUGCCAAGUUCACAUGCCAAUGCCAAUGUCAGAGGCACAACCAAUUGCUCAUUCAGUGAGCGCCCAAUACCCGGGAAUGGGACAGCAAUUUGCACAUCCACCGCCUGUCCAGUAUGGAAGCCAAAUGCCUCUAGCCACUUCAUGGGAUCCACAGAUGCAUUACAUGCCGCCAAGUGCGCUGCCUUCUCAGCUGGAGCCAGCCGGCAAGCCUCAACUGCAGAAGCUGCCUGCAUGGCAGCCAGCAGCUCCAGCGGCCGCCAGCAAGUUCCCAACACAGCCCCCACAGCAGGUCUUGGUGCUCUCAAACUUUUUACAAGAGGUGCCACCACAAGUGGAGUGUCAUUUCAGAGAUGUAGACACGUUUUUCAAGCCUGUGCUCCGGCUGUGGAAGGCACCAAGAAAGCUGGAGGCACAGUUGCCAGCGGAGGUUCAAGACACUUCGCAAGCUGGGGGAAUUACAACGCUUAUGCUGCGAAAUAUUCCGGUUACUUUCAACCGAGAAUCCCUUUUGGCUGAUUUUGAUGCACGUGGCUUCCGUGGUCAAUAUGAUUUCUUCUACUUGCCCAUUGACUUCCAAACCGACAACAACCUCGGGUAUGCGUUCGUGAACCUGGUGACGCCCAUGUCAGCCGAGCGCUUCCGAAGCACCUACCAGGGUUUGGCCUUGGCGGGGGAUCGGAGCAAGAAGAUCUGUGCGGUGGCACCAGCCACGACCCAGGGAAGGGCUGCAAAUGUGGAGUACUAUAGGAACAGCAAUGUUAUGAGCAUGGAGGACAAGUACCAGCCUGUUGUGUUCGAGAAUGGGAUGCGGGCGCGGUUUCCUGCACCCACCAAGGCUGUGAAGCCGAUCCGCUACCGAGAGAGCAGGGGCGUGGUUCCAGAAUGA
Messenger RNA from Durusdinium trenchii, 996 nucleotides. Lineage: Eukaryota; Dinophyceae; Suessiales; Symbiodiniaceae. The record is from the annotation of a GenBank genome assembly.